AGUCCUAAUCUUAACAGUUGAGAGGUGUACUGGCAUUAUGUGGGAUCAUAUGAUGUGUUACGCUGCUAGCAAGUAGUUGAAGUUCUGUCUGUAGCUUACUUGUCGGAUGACAACGUAAAUAUAUGAUACUAUCUUUCUCUAUUACGAGUAGUAUUAGGGUGAAUUGUUUUAUACCUUUGUUGCUUAACAGUUAGAUAUUCAAAAUUUGAAUCUUUAAGUCGGUUACCUGUGUAUUUUUUGCUCGAAAAGUUAAAUAUUUGUUUAUUUCAAAAUUUCACAAGUUAAGUAUUGCUUCGCUAGAUAAAAACAAAUAGAUACCGGCAACUGCAACUUCACUAGGUCUUCGAUACAAUAACCCACGGGCAAUCCUAGCGACAUGGCGGACACAGUCACGAUGGACUUUCGUAAAGAUCCCGAACUGAAAUACCUUGUUGUGGACAGAAAUGUUGGAAUAAAUGAUGCAAGUAUUCAGGCAGAAUGGACAUCAAAAAAGUUGAUAUGGGUGCCUCACGAACAACAAGGCUUCGUUGCAGCGAGUAUCAAGGUGGAUCGAGGUGAUGAACUGGAAGUGGAAAUUGUAGAGACAGGAAAAAGAUGCAUUGUUAACAAAGAUGAUGCCCAGAAAAUGAAUCCCCCAAAAUUUAAUAAAGUAGAAGACAUGGCAGAGUUGACAUGCUUGAACGAAGCAUCUGUCCUGUACAAUUUGAAAGACCGUUAUUUCUCAGGUUUAAUUUAUACGUAUUCUGGCCUGUUCUGUGUGGUGGUCAAUCCGUACAGGAAACUUCCGAUCUACACAGAGAAGGUGAUUGAUCUGUACAAAGGAAAGAAGAGACAUGAAGUGCCUCCCCACAUCUUCACUGUCACCGAUGCAGCUUACAGAAGCAUGCUGCAAGAUCGAGAAGAUCAGUCCAUCCUAUGCACAGGCGAGUCUGGCGCAGGAAAGACAGAGAAUACUAAGAAAGUUGUACAGUAUCUCGCUUCUGUAGCAUCAUCCAAGCCACGAGCGACCUCUGCUUCACUGCAUACGGGUGAACUAGAACAACAACUCUUGCAGGCCAACCCUAUUUUGGAAGCUUUUGGAAAUGCCAAGACAGUUAAAAAUGACAAUUCCUCAAGAUUUGGAAAGUUUAUUCGCAUUAAUUUUGAUGCCUCUGGAUUUAUUGCGGGUGCCAACAUUGAAACCUAUCUUUUGGAAAAAUCUCGAGCCAUUCGUCAAGCAAAAGAUGAACGCACCUUUCACAUAUUUUAUCAACUGCUUAAUGGUGCUUCUCCAGAACAGAAGAAAGAAUACCUUCUGGAAGACAUGAAAAAUUACAAAUUCUUUUCCAAUGGGAAUAUCCAAGUUCCAGGAAUUGUUGAAAGCCAAGAAUUCAAAAGUACAGUUAAAGCCAUGGAAAUCAUGGGCUUGUCUCAGGAAGAUCUAAGUGCCAUUUUUCGUGUGAUUUCUGCUGUUAUGCUGUUUGGGAACAUGAAGUUCAAACAAGAGAGAAACUCAGACCAAGCAACAUUACCUGAUAAUACUGUUGCACAGAAAGUCAGCCAUUUACUUGGUCUCAAUGUUACAGAGAUGACCAAAGCUUUCCUGAAGCCUCGACUGAAGGUUGGACGAGACUAUGUGACCAAGGCACAGACAAAAGAGCAGGUUGAAUUUGCUGUGGAAGCUAUAGCGAAAGCUUGUUAUGAACGUAUGUUCCGAUGGUUGGUCAACAGAAUAAACCGAUCACUUGACCGGACCAAGAGACAAGGUGCAUCCUUUAUUGGAAUUUUGGACAUUGCUGGAUUUGAAAUUUUUGAGAUUAAUUCCUUUGAACAAUUGUGUAUAAACUACACCAAUGAGAAGCUACAGCAACUCUUCAACCACACCAUGUUCAUCUUGGAGCAGGAAGAAUAUCAACGAGAAGGAAUUGAAUGGAAGUUUAUCGACUUUGGACUAGAUCUGCAACCUACAAUAGAUCUAAUUGAAAAGCCCAUGGGAAUUUUUGCCCUUCUUGAUGAGGAAUGCUGGUUCCCUAAAGCCACAGACAAGACCUAUGUAGAGAAAUUACUCAAUUCCCACAACACACAUCUCAAAUUUGUAAAAUCAGGUUUUCGUGGAACAACUGAUUUCAGUAUCAUGCAUUAUGCUGGCAAGGUAGACUACUCUGCUACCCAGUGGCUGAUGAAGAAUAUGGAUCCAUUGAAUGAGAACAUGGUGUCACUGCUACAGUGUUCCCAAGAUCCAUUUAUUGUACAGAUUUGGAAAGAUGCUGAGAUUGUGGGAAUGGGUGCAGCCACCAUGACUGACACUGUUUUUGGUGCCCGUACUAGAAAAGGAAUGUUCAGGACAGUCAGCCAACUUUAUAAGGACCAAUUGGCUAAAUUAAUGGUUACACUACGAAACACCAACCCUAAUUUUGUCAGGUGCAUUAUACCCAAUCUUGAAAAGAGGGCUGGUAAAAUUGAUGCAGUUCUGGUGCUGGAUCAGUUACGUUGUAAUGGAGUACUAGAAGGGAUUAGAAUCUGUCGUCAAGGUUUCCCUAACAGGAUUCCUUUCCAAGAGUUUAGACAGAGGUAUGAACUUCUUACAACCAAUGCUAUUCCUAAAGGCUUCAUGGAUGGCAAGCUGGCUUGUGAGAAAAUGAUUCAAGCAUUGGAUCUUGAUCCUAACCUGUACAGGGUUGGCCAGAGCAAAAUAUUUUUCAGGGCUGGGGUUUUGGCACAUCUUGAGGAGGAGCGAGACAUGAAAAUCUCUGACUUGAUCAUUCAGUUCCAAGCCUUCUGCCGUGGACUUAUUGCUCGAAGAAAUUACCAAAAGCGACUGCAACAGUUGAAUGCUAUUCGGAUUAUCCAAAGAAACUGUGCCGCCUAUCUCAAGCUGCGGGACUGGGCUUGGUGGAGAUUGUACACUAAAGUGAAACCACUUCUCCAAGUUACCAAACAAGAAGAAAAACUUAGUGCAAAAGAAGAUGAGCUCAGACAAGUAAAAGAGAAAAUGGAAAAAGCAGAGGAAGAUACAUUGGAGCUUGAAAAAAAACUUCAACAACUUGAGGGUGAGAAGAAUAUGUUGGCAGAACAACUGCAAGCAGAGACAGAACUAUGUGCUGAAGCUGAAGAAAGUAGAUUGAGGCUUGCCUCAAGGAAACAAGAGCUUGAGGAGAUCCUUCAUGAUCUAGAAGCAAGAAUAGAAGAGGAAGAAGAACGAAACCAGGUUCUCACUGCUGAGAAAAAGAAAUUUCAACUGAAUAUUCAAGAUUUAGAGGAACAGUUAGAGGAAGAAGAGGCAUCUCGCCAGAAACUUCAGUUGGAGAAGGUGAGCCAGGAUGCCAAGUUAAAAAAGCUGGAGGAGGACUUGGCUUUGAUGGAAGACACCAACCAAAAGCUGUCUAAAGAAAAAAAGGCUUUUGAAGAUCGACAAUCUGAACUUUCCCAGAGCCUUGCUGAAGAAGAAGAGAAAUCUAAGCAUUUGAGUAAACUCAAAUCCAAGUAUGAAGCUAUCAUUGCAGACUUAGAGGAACGACUUCGGAAAGAGCAACAGUUGAGACAAGAGUUGGAAAGGGUAAAACGAAAACUUGAGACUGAACUCAAUGAUAUAAAAGAACAGCUUAAUGAAAAAAAAUUAGAAGUGGAGGAAUUACAGAGUCAACUAGCCAAGCGUGAAGAGGAAUUGAACCACACUCUUGUGAGAUGUGAUGAGGAAGCAGCAGCUAAAGCUCAGGCUCAGAAGGCACUACGAGAGAUUGAAAACCAGCUGGUUGAAGUCCAGGAAGAUUUAGAAUCUGAAAAAAUUUCCAGAAUGAAAGCUGAAAAGCAGAAAAGAGACUUGAAUGAGGAACUGGAAGCUUUGAAGAAUGAGCUGCUAGACUCGUUGGACACAACUGCUGCUCAGCAAGAUCUCAGAACAAAACGUGAACAAGAGUUGGCCACAUUGAAAAAAACUCUUGAGGAUGAAUCUUCUGCUCAUGAAAUCCAGCUAAGUGAUAUUCGACAGAAGCACAAUCAUGUCAUAGAGGAACUUAAUGACCAGUUGGAAGCACUUAAAAAGGCAAAGUCUUCAUUAGACAAAAUGGCCACCAACUUACAAACAGAGAAUAAUGACAUAGCUGCUGAACUCAGAACUGUCACAGCAGCUCGACAAGAAAUUGAACGUAAGAAGAAACAGUUUGAAGGUCAGGUACAAGAGAUGGGAAUGAGGCUAGCGGAUCUGGAGAGAGAGAAAGCCGAAACCACUGAACGUGUACUAAAGUUACAAGCCGAAGUAGAAACAGUGACCUCCCAGCUGGAAGAAAUGGACAGUAGAGCUACUCAAGCAGCAAAAAGUACAAGUAAUCUUGAGAUGCAGCUUAAUGAAGCUCAGGAUCUGUUACAAGAAGAGACAAGGCAGAAGUUAGCCCUUAGUUCUAAGCUUAGACAAUUAGAGAGUGAUAGAGAUACUCUUCAAGAACAACUGGAAGAGGAAGAGGAGGCGAAGAAGAAUUUAGUAAAACAGAUUUCUACAUUAAGUCAACAGAUGCAAGAUUUGAAAAAGAAAGCAGAUCAAGCAGAUGAACUUUCCACCACAUUAGAAGAACAAAAAAAGAAAAUGGGUAAAGACUUAGAGGCUCUCCAGAGGCAGAUAGAGGAACUACAGUCCAUAAAUGAUAAACUGGAAAAGUCUAAAAAGAAGCUUCAGUCUGAGGUUGAGGACUUAAAUGUGGAGCUAGACAGCCAGAGAACUAAAAUAUCAGAGUUGGAGAAAAAACAGAGAAAGUUUGACCAAAUGUUAGCUGAAGAGAAAGCAGUUUCUGAGAGAAUUUCUCAGGAGAGAGACAAUGCUGAGCGAGAAGUUAGAGAGAAGGAGACAAAGAUUUUAUCUCUAACUCGUGAUGUGGAUGUGAAGCAAGAUCUACUAGAAGAACAAGAACGUCUUCGUAAGCAGCUGCAGUCAGAACUGGAUGACUUAAUGAACAGCCAAGGUACUGCUGACAAAAAUGUUCAUGAACUGGAGAAGGCAAAGCGUGUAUUGGAAAGUCAACUGGCUGAACAGAAAACACAGAUUGAAGAACUUGAGGAUGAGCUUCAGCUCACAGAAGAUGCAAAAUUGAGGCUUGAGGUAAACAUGCAAGCUAUGAAAUCACAGUUUGAACGAGAUCUUCAAGCCAAAGAUGAGCAAGCUGAGGAGAAGAGAAAAGCACUAAUAAAACAGUUGCGAGAUCUUGAGGUAGAGCUUGAAGAUGAAAGAAAGCAGAGAGGAGCAGCUAUUAAUGCCAGAAAGAAAAUAGAAGGAGACUUUAAAGACCUGGAACAACAGCUGGAAAUGGCCAAUCGCCUGAAGGAAGAUGCCAUCAGGCAGUUGAAGAAACUUCAGGCCCAACUAAAGGAUUAUCAACGAGAUGCUGAAGAGGCUCGCCAAUCUCAUGAUGAGCUACUUACCCAGACUAAAGAGAUGGAAAAGAAGGUUAAAAACAUUGAGGCUGAGUCAAUCCAACUACAGGAAGACCUAGCAAAUUCUGAGCGAGCUCGUCGCACAGCUGAGGCAGAGAGAGAUGAACUACAGGAAGAAGUGAACAACAAUGCUUCCAAAAGUUCACUUUUGCAAGAAGAGAAGAGACGUCUUGAAGCAAAAGUACAACAACUGGAGGAGGAGUUGGAGGAGGAACAGAGUAACUCAGAAAUCAUGAUGGAGAAAGCUCGUAAAGCCCAAAGCCAGAUUGAACUGUUGACUACAGACCUAGCAAGUGAGCGUUCCACAUCUCAAAAGCUAGAAAACAAUAGAAUGCUGCUUGAAAGACAGAAUAAAGAGAUGAGAGCCAAACUGCAGGAACUAGAAACUUCUCAACGUGCCAAAACUAAGUCUGCCAUUGCUGCUCUUGAAUCAAAAAUUGUCCAACUAGAGGAACAGUUAGAACUGGAGACAAAAGAACGUCAAGCAGCGGCAAAAGUCUCUCGUAAAAUAGAAAAAAAAAUGAAAGAGGUGGUGAUGCAGCUGGAGGAUGAACAACGUCAUGCCGACCAGUAUAAAGAACAAGUAGACAAAGUGAACACUCGUGUCAAGGCACUGAAACGUCAACUGGAUGAAGCUGAAGAAGAAUGUUCAAGAGAAAAGGCUCAGCGACGUAAAGCUCAAAGAGAAUUAGAGGAUAUGACAGAGUCUAAUGAGGCUAUGUCUCGAGAAUUAGCCAGUCUGAAAAAUAAAUUAAGACGAGGAACAGGAACCUCUUCUGGAAGUUCAUCAUCCUUACCAACCUCUCGUUACUUAGCAACUAAACGGGGCUCUUUGACUUCAUCUGGAAGUGGUGGUGGAGAUGAAAGUAACAUAUAUCUUCAGGAUGAAUCUCCUACAAAUGACAGCCAAGCAUAGUUAGCCUUUUACCUGUCUUGGCUGCUACACCAUUACCAACCAGUUGCUAAAAAACAAGGUGAAAGCAUAUGAUCUGAGGGUUGUGUUCACAAGGGAGAAAGAUUGAAAUUAAUCAUGGUUGCCAAGCAACCUUAAGAGGACAUUCCUAUAAUUAUAUCAAGUGGUCACAUAUUUGCAUAUUCAUAAUAUCUACUUUAAUCUAAUUUAUAACCACCUGAGCACAGAAUAAAAAUCUUAAAGUUUUUCUCCAUUUAACACUGUGUUUGUAAACAUACCAGUGAAAUAUAUCCAGGGUAUUUUUGUUUUACUCGAAGAAUGUCUGUCUUCUCUUGAAGUGUAAUUCCAUUUGCUAUCAAAUCAAAUGCUUAAUCAAUGUGACUUUUAUGCCACUAGAUUCAACUUUAUAUAAGUUUGAUAUAUUUUAUAAAGUUACCUGUGUGGGAAUUGAUUGUGAAAAAUUUUAAGAUGUGAAUUAUAUCUUAAUAUUAUAUAUAGCCUAGUAGAAUUAAACACACAAGAAAGAAAUUUUAAUGUCUUGCUCUUUGUUUCAGUGUGAUAAAAAAGAAUCAGUAAAUAUAAUGGGUGACUAAUGAGAAUACUCAGUUUUUAACAAAACUGUUUCUAUAAAUGUUUUAAAAUUUGUAUAAAUGAAGAUUUAUCUGUCACCUUAUUUACAUUUGUGAAAUGAACUUCUUGGCUGUGAAAGGUUUUAAGCCAUUCAUUUAAAACCAGUUGGCCUGAAAAUUAAUUGGUUAAUAUUUACAUUAUUGUAGGGUAAGCAUUUUUAGAAUUUAUAAUGAACGUCUGUCAGCAGAUGGAAUAUUUUAUACAAAUUAAUUUGUUUUUGCCUUUAAGAUUAUUAAAAAGUAUUUACCACAGAUAAUGUUUUGAAGAUAUAUCAUCAUAGUUAUGUUCUUAUGAUUAGAAGUUUUUCCUCCAGAGACCUGUACAUAAAUGUUUUGCAUUUCAAGGAAAGAUAAAGUAUAUAAAGGUAAUAGGUACAGAGAACUUGAGCAGGUCAAUGGUGCAAAAAUAUCUGAUUCAAAUAUAAUAAUACAAAGUUAGGUAAAUGUGGAAUCAAAUAAAGCUAUUUUUAUAAGUAACUAUACACAUAUAGAUAUUUUUAGUACAAUGUGAUUGGUGUUUAUUAAAGUGUUCUUUGUCAACUUUAUAGAUUAACAUUUAUCAGAAAUGCUUAUGCAGUUAAUAUAUGUGCUAUUUUGAAGCACAGGCCUUUCGAAAAGUAAUCCAUUAUGCUCUAAAAUAUACAGUUUAUUCAUUAUCUGGGCUGAAAGUGGAUUAAAUAUAAUUUACUAUAAAAAGGAGAUAUCAUUAGUAGUUGAUAUUUAAUAUUUUCUUACUCUGACACCUACUAAAAUGGUGCCUUUUUUUAUAUACAAUACAAAAAAUUAUCAGAAAUUAUGUAUUAACAUAAGCCAAAUUCAGAUUACAAGAUUUGGACCUAUAAAUCUUUUUUUUUGGACACUUAUAUCUUGGUUUAAUAAACCAAUCAGUUUAAUCUAAUAUAAUAAAAUGGUAUAUUUUCAAAGAUUUUAUUAAAUAAAGAGUAGUUUAACAAAUUUAUUCUUAACUUUUCAACAUAUGAAAAGUAAGUUAAGUUUUUUUACUAUCUUAAUCUUAUGAACAAGUUUUAAACUGUAUUUUCUUCGAAAAUGCAUUGAUUAUGGUUCUUAGAAAGAAAACAAGAUUAAGUGUUUUAAGAAACAAAACAAUUUAGGAAUUAAAUGAGUCAGUGUGUACUUUAUACUUAUUCCAGGUUCAACCCUUAAGUGUAAAACUUUAUUCACAGUUUCAUUCCUUUGCCUGAAAGUUUUCAUAAUUAAUGCAUUCAGAUGUAAGUCGGGAGUUAUAAUUUCGUAAACAAUCAUUGUGAAAAAAAAAGGCUAUUUGAAUCUUGGAUUAUUUGAGGACCAUGUAAAAUUUGUAACAGUAUCCAGCCAGUAUUAAAGCUCAUUUUUUAUGUAUGAAACAAAGUAGAGGGAUAUAUAUAAGUGUAUUAUGACAAUUGUCAAUUUUUUUAUUUCCGGAUAAAUGCUUACAUUUGUAUAACCUAUGCAUUUUACUGGUUGGUUAAAUAAAAUGAACUUUGCUGUAUUGUUUAUAA
This is a messenger RNA of Limulus polyphemus (Atlantic horseshoe crab), 8441 nucleotides long. RefSeq names its product myosin heavy chain, non-muscle-like (gene zip). Gene Ontology annotation, cellular component: myosin complex. NCBI's taxonomy places the organism in Eukaryota, Metazoa, Arthropoda, Merostomata, Xiphosura, Limulidae. Bases 377 to 6316 code for a protein of 1979 amino acids. The transcript has 40 exons. Gene Ontology annotation, molecular function: actin filament binding; cytoskeletal motor activity; ATP binding. The record is from RefSeq and is a predicted model, not a curated record.